AUGGCCUCUCCAAUUAACUGCUUAUCAAUCUUGGUAAUCCCUCUACUAGUCACCUCUCUUUUCUACCAAGUUUCUGUCGGACAGAAACUUACUGACGACGACCUUAGGAGCCUUUGCCAAAAAACCACCGACUCUGACUUUUGCUUUUCAACUUUAAAAGCAGACCCACGUACUUUUUUAGCGGCAGGUGAUUUACAUCAUCUUGGCCUCGUUUCUAUUGCUAUAGUCAUUGACACAGUACAAGUUGAAGUUGAUGAAAUCCCAUAUAUUCUUAGGAAACUCGGUGACCGAGUGGAUAGGUCUCGAAUGGAGAAUUGCCAAUAUGAUUAUAAUAAUGCACUAAAGAUUAUGAGAGAUGCAUCCGGGUCUGUUGGACAAAAGAAUUAUAACGGAGCGAAAAGCUUGACCAUAAAUGCAGCUAACGGACUUGCAGCUUGUGAUAAUUCAUACAAGGAACCCCCAGUACGUACAUCGCCAAUAGCAGAUGCCCUUACCAAGGUGUUAAAGAAAUGUAAUAUUGCUGUCGUUGUAUUUAAUGCUCUCACUGGUACAUAA
This is a messenger RNA of Quercus lobata, 555 nucleotides long. RefSeq names its product pectinesterase inhibitor 5-like. NCBI's taxonomy places the organism in Eukaryota, Viridiplantae, Streptophyta, Magnoliopsida, Fagales, Fagaceae. The record is from RefSeq and is a predicted model, not a curated record. Bases 1 to 555 code for a protein of 184 amino acids. Gene Ontology annotation, molecular function: pectinesterase inhibitor activity. Gene Ontology annotation, biological process: negative regulation of catalytic activity. The transcript has a single exon.